Molecule: messenger RNA, 531 nt
Organism: Colletotrichum navitas
Lineage: Eukaryota; Fungi; Ascomycota; Sordariomycetes; Glomerellales; Glomerellaceae
Exons: 2
Coding region: 92-472 (126 amino acids)
Source: RefSeq, a predicted model, not a curated record
UCACCCAGAGACUAAGAAAAUUUGUCCAUCUCAGACCCAACAAUUGCCCAAGAGGCUAUGGAAAAUAUGGUUAUCUCGUACGCGGCAUGCAAUGAACCUAUUGGUCCGGAUUGUUGCUGUGCCGCACACGGUCUAUCUAUAUCAUAAACAAAGAAGGGGUUUCCAUCGUGUCUCCGCCCAGAACGCCAGCCUGCGAUCUACCCACCCGACCCCGUCUUGGCUUCACGCAGUUGUGCCCCCUUUGCGCGACACGUGCUGGUUGCUGCAACGGCAAAUCGGGGCGGCUUCUGUAGCACCCGUCAUCGUUGUCAUCGUUUGCACGGCAGCCUCCUCGGUCAACGCCAAGCUCCCCGGCAAGCGCCAAACAGUCUGGCUGGAUUCGAUCCAACAACGAGUGGGACUUACAUCGAAAGCCAUCUCAAACAUGAAGGCUCUCAAGAUCUCGACCAUGUCCGGCCCGAUAAAAACAUAAUCCAGACCUUGCGACUAAAGGAGAUCAGCGUGGGUGGCAAGUGGCGCUAACUGCUCCUC